AUGUCUAUAUCAAAGUAUUUUACACCGGUAUCCGAUGCAUCUGUCACAUUUGAUAAUUGUGAUAUUAAAUUAGAUACUACAACAAUAUCAAAAGAAAAUGGCACAUUUUCAAAUACUCAAAUUAAUGAUGUCACUUUUAGAGCUGAAGGUGGUGAAAUGAUUUUAGUACUCGGUAAUCCAACAUCUGCUUUCUUUAAAACUUUAUUUCAUGGUCAUAAAGAUUUAAAUUAUUCUCCAACUGGUUCAGCAAGAUUCAAAGAUAACGAUUUUAAACAAUUUUCAAUUAAAUGCCCACAUCAAAUUGUUUAUAAUAAUGAACAAGAUAUUCAUUUCCCAUUCUUAACCGUUGAACAAACAAUUGAUUUUGCAUUAAGUUGUAAAUUUGAUUUACCAAAAUCUGAAAGAGAUUCAAUUAGAGAUGAAUUACUGAAAGAAUUCGGUUUAUCUCAUGUAUUAAAGACAAUUGUUGGUAAUGAUUUCUUUAGAGGUGUCUCUGGUGGUGAACGUAAACGUAUCUCCAUUAUUGAAACAUUUAUUGCUAAUGGUUCAGUUUAUUUAUGGGAUAAUUCCACUAAAGGUUUAGAUUCUUCAACUGCUUUGGAUUUCUUAUCUAUUUUACAAAAUAUGACUAGAGCAACAAAUUCCGUUAAUUUUGUUAAAAUUUCUCAAGCUUCUGAUAAAAUUGUUCAUAAAUUUGAUAAAAUUUUAAUGUUCACUGAUUCUUAUCAAGUCUUUUAUGGUACUAUAGAUGAAUGUAUGACAUAUUUUUCAAGAGAUUUAGGUAUUCCAAAAAAUCCAAAUGAUUGCAUUAUUGAAUAUUUGACAUCAAUUUUAAAUUUUCAAUUUAAAAAUAAUAAAUUAAAUUCUUUUAAUAAUACCGAAGUUUCAGACUCUUCAAGUGAUUUAAAAGCUAAGACAGAUAUUGAAAUCACUAACGUUUCAUCUCCAAGUACUAAUAUUAGAAAUGAAUUUGAUUUACAUAGAUAUUGGAUUAGUUCUUCAAUUUAUGAAAAUUUAAAACGUAUUACUUCAUCAGUUACAUCUAAUGAAACUCAUUUAAAUGAUGUUAAUCCAGACGAUAUUACAACCGCUAGAAAUAUUCCAUUAACUAGACAAAUUCAUUUAGUCACCAAGAGAGCUUUCCAAAGAAGUUUAGGUGAUAAAAUUUAUCUUUCUGCUCAGUUAAUGUCUGUUAUUAUUCAAUCUUUAGUUAUCGGAUCUCUAUUCUAUGAGAUUCCUUUAAAUACAAUCGGUUCUUAUUCUAGAGGUUCUUUAACCUUCUUCUCUUUAUUGUUUUUCACUUUCCUUUCUUUGGCUGAAAUGCCAGCUGCAUUCCAAAGACAACCUGUCAUUGGCAAACAAACUCAAUUACAUUUUUACUAUAGUUGGGUUGAAGUCCUGGCUACUACAACUUUUGAUUAUUGUUAUAAAUUGUUAUUGGUUAUCGUUUUCAGUAUUUUAUUAUAUUUCUUAGCUCAUUUACAAUUUAAUGGUGCAAGAUAUUUUAUCUUUUUAUUGUUCUUAUCCAUUUACAACUUUAGUAUGGUCUCUUUAUUCUCUUUAACUGCAUUAAUGACGCCAACUUUAUCAAUCGCUAAUCUUUUCGCUGGUAUAUUAUUAUUAGCUAUUGCAAUGUACGCUUCUUAUGUUAUUUAUUUGGCUAAUAUGCAUCCAUGGUUUGUUUGGAUCGCUUACUUAAAUCCUGCUAGAUACGCUAUGGAGACAAUUCUUUCCAAUGAAUUAUUUAAUUUGAAAUUAGAUUGUAAAGACACUAUUGUUCCAAGAGGUGAUACUUAUACUAAUGUUUCUUUCUCAAACAAAGCUUGUGCUUGGAGAGGUGCUACUUUAGGUAAUGAUUAUGUCAGAGGUAGAGAUUAUCUGGAUCAAGGUUUAGAAUACACUUACUCACAUACUUGGAGAAAUUUCGGUAUCUUAAUUGCUUUCUUAGUGUUUUUCUUAGGUUGUACUUUAUUUGCAGCUCAAUAUGUUAAACCUCUAUAUCAAGAUGGCCAUUGGAAGAAAGUAUUAACUAGACAUUUCCCAUUCAUUGCAAGACACGCUAAUGUAUUAAUCGAUGAAACUGAUCCUGAUAAAGAUAUUGUUGCCGCUGGGGAUUUAUACUAUGAUAAUCCAUCUGAUUUUUCAAAUGGUGCCGGUAAAGAAACUAAUUCCUUUGAUAUUAAAUCUGCUUCUGCUUCUGAAAGUGGAUUAUCUGAACGUGUAGAGACUCAAAGUCAUAUCAUUUCAUGGAAAAAUAUUAAUUACACUGUUGAAGGUGAUAAACAAUUAAUCAAUAAUGUCUCUGGUUAUAUAUCUUCUGGUUUAACUGCUUUAAUGGGUGAAUCGGGUGCUGGUAAGACUACUCUACUGAAUGUUUUGUCUCAAAGAACUGAAAGUGGUGUGGUUGAAGGUGAUAUUUUAAUCGAUGGUAAACCUUUAACUGAUAUUGAUUCAUUCAGAAGAAGUAUUGGUUUUGUUCAACAACAAGAUUUACAUUUAGAAAAAUUAACAGUCUAUGAAUCCUUAGAAAUAUCAUGUCUUUUAAGAGGUGAUGGUGAUAAAGCUUAUAUUAACACUAUAUCUGAUUUGCUAAAAUUACCAUUGAACAAAUUGGUUGCUACUUUAACUCCAACUCAAAAGAAAUUACUAUCUAUUGGUGUCGAAUUGGUUACUAAACCAUCUCUAUUGUUAUUCCUUGAUGAACCUACUUCUGGUUUAGACGCUGAAGCUGCUUUAACUAUUGUUCAAUUUUUAAAGAAAUUAUCCAUGCAAGGUCAAGCUAUUUUCUGUACUAUCCAUCAACCUUCUAAGAGUGUCAUUAGCUAUUUCGAUAAUAUCUUUUUACUAAAGAGAGGUGGUGAAUGUGUUUAUUUUGGUCCAACUGAUGAAGCUUGUGAUUAUUUCACUAAAAAUGAUAAAUCUUUAACUUACGAAUCUGAAAACGAAAACCCAGCUGAUUUCAUUAUUGAUGUCGUUGGUAGUAACGAUGGUAACUCAAAUGAAGAAAAACAUGAUGUUAAAACUGAACCAAGUAAAUGGUCUAAAGUCUGGAACAAUUCAAAUGAAAGAACUCAAGUUGAACAAAUGCAAACAAAACUUGAAGAAGAAGCUAUUAUGUCUGGUGUAGAUUUUACUCAAAAUGUUUGGAAACAACCAAGUUACAUGGAACAAUUGAUGGUCAUCUCAAGAAGACAAUACACAGUUACUGCUAGAGACAAGACCUAUGUUGCUGCUAAGUAUUUAUUAAAUGCUGGUGCCGGUUUAUUCAUUGGGUUCUCUUUCUGGAAUAUCAAAACAAAUAUUAGUGGUCUACAAGAUACCAUUUUCUUCUGUUUCAUGGCAUUGUGUGUCUCUUCUCCAUUGAUUAAUCAAGUUCAAGAUAAAGCUCUUCAAAGUAAAGAAGUGUAUGUUGCUAGAGAAGCUAGAUCAAAUACUUUCCACUGGUCCAUUCUUCUAUUGGCUCAAUUGAUUGUUGAACUUCCUUUGGCUAUCACAAGUUCUAGUUUAUUCUACGUCUGUGCGUUCUUCUGUUGUAAGUUUGAUAAUUCUCCUCAUAUUGCUGGUGUUUGGUAUUUCAAUUACAUUUUAUUUGCUGCCUAUUAUCUUACUUUUGGUUUAUGGUUAAUCUUUACUGCACCAAAUUUACAAACUGCUGCCGUUUUCGUUGCUUUCUUUUACAGUUUCACAGCAUCCUUCUGUGGUGUUAUGCAACCUUACAGUAUGUUCCCUGGUUUCUGGAAGUUCAUGUACAGAGUUUCUCCUUACACGUAUUUCAUUGAUACAUUCGUCAGUUUACUAUUACACGACAGAGCAGUUGUUUGUGAUAACAUGGAAUUAGUCCCUGGCCAACCUACUACCGGUCUAACCUGUGGUCAAUUUAUGAAAGCCUACAUUGAUGAAUAUGGUGGUUAUUUGAAGAAUGCUAAUACCAUGACUGUUUGUGGGUACUGUACUUACACCGUCGGUGAUGAUUUCUUAGCAGUUGAAGGUAUGAGUUACAGUAACAGAUGGAGAAACUUUGGUAUCGAAUGUGCUUUUGUUGCCUUCAACAUUUUUGGUAUGUUUGCCGGUUACUACCUAACGUAUCUAUCCAAUUUCUGGCCUCUACUUUUCAAAUAUAUCAAGAUGGCUCUUCCUUCAAGAAGGAUGUUCCAAAGAAAAUAA
This is a messenger RNA of Maudiozyma saulgeensis, 4164 nucleotides long. The record is from the annotation of a GenBank genome assembly. NCBI's taxonomy places the organism in Eukaryota, Fungi, Ascomycota, Saccharomycetes, Saccharomycetales, Saccharomycetaceae.